AUGUUCCUCACGGUCAAGCUGCUCCUGGGCCGGAGAUGCAGCCUGAACGUGUCUGGGCAGGAGAGCGUGGCCAUGCUGAAGAAGCUGGUGUCGAAGCCACUGCAGGUGCCUGCGGAGCAGCAGCACCUGCUGUUCCGUGGCCAGCUUCUGGCUGAUGACAAGUGUCUGUCAGACUACUGCAUCGGGCCCAAUGCCUCCAUCAGUGUUAUCAUGCAGCCCCUGGAGAAGACGGCGCCUGAGGAGGCCCUCCAGCCCCAGCCCCAGCCCCUGUGGCACCAGCUGGCCCGGGUCCUCGCCAAACACUUUGGGCCCCAGGACGCCAAGGCCGUGCUUUGGCUGCUGAGGCAGGAGCACGAGGAGCGCCUGCAGAGGAUAAGCCUGGAGCACCUGGAGCAGCUGGCACGGACCUUCCUGGCGGAGGAGGCUGCAGAGGACAAGGAGCCUGAGGCUGUGGCCUCGGGGGCCCCCAGACGAGGACAAAGCUGA
Messenger RNA from Hipposideros armiger (great roundleaf bat), 486 nucleotides. RefSeq names its product ubiquitin like 4B (gene UBL4B). Lineage: Eukaryota; Metazoa; Chordata; Mammalia; Chiroptera; Hipposideridae. Gene Ontology annotation, molecular function: protein binding. The record is from RefSeq and is a predicted model, not a curated record. The transcript has a single exon. The coding region runs from base 1 to 486 and encodes 161 amino acids.